AUGGACGACGACCCCAUGGACUUGGACUACAACAAUGGCGGGGAUCAACGCAGAGGCAGAAAGCGUAAGAACGCCAGUCGCGACGAGGAGAAUGACAGGAGAACGAGGCGCGAGGAGAAGAGACGUAAGCAAGAGGAGCGUGAGGAGCAGGCGCGACAAGAAAGAGAGAUCCAGAACCGAAGGAUAUUCAUUGAAUUUGGAACCGCACAUCUCAUGAACGGAGUCUACAUCGGUCAGCCCAUUGAAAGAUACGUUACGCUAAGUACAGCAGAGCAAUCCGAGCUGCUCAACGGGGAGUGGGACUCCUUCCAAGAAGAAGACAGGACGUAUUUCGGUCCAGAAAUGUCCAAUCUGCUGGACCUACAACGGUUGCUAGAUGAAGCCUGCUCGACCGUCGACACAUGUAGAGCCAAAUGGAUUGACUUAGCAGAGAAAGAUACCAACUGGCUAAAAUAUCUCGACCUCUACGACACUGCCUUACACGAUGCAAUUAUCGCUUGCGACAAUUUCACGGAACUUGUCGUAGAACUCAUCGACUGGUACAACAACAAACCAAACUCCGUUUUCCUCGAAAACCUCCGCUGGCACAAUGACCUGUGGCGCGGAAAGAGAUUCACCAUGUACGCUGAUAUGCUCAUCUUUCGGCGCGAGAAGCUGUAUCCCGCGAAACGCAAGACUCCAGGUCGCAAGCAAGAUGAUGGCGCCGUACCCGAAGAAGAAUUUGACGAAUACAAAGAUCGCUCGGAAGCCAGGGCGACGAUUAUCCCUACACUGCCGCCCAUAAUAUUUCCACUUGGUGACAUGGCCGCCGUGCAUUGGACUUGCGUCGAUCGCAUAGGACAGGUUGGAGGGCAAAACAUAGGCGUCGACAUUCUGCUCGGAGUGGACGCUUCCGGAAGAAUCGUUGAGCGCAAAGUCCGCAAGCAUAUUUCGAUGGUGGACGAAUGGAAAACUCCCAAAUUCUGGCAUGGAGACUUUGAAGGAGAUCCGGACGAGCUUUACCCGCGAGAGUACCUGGCGCAGCGACUGAUGAGCCAGAAGGAAGCGAGAUUUGUGGUCAAGGCAGUAGGCCGGCCGCGUUACGAUGGCAUUGACGAGGUUGUGCAGAUAUACAUGGAAUAUGCUCUGCACGGCGACCUUGACGAUGCUCUGCGACUGCAUCAAGCAGUCAACACUAAGAUGCCUGAAGCGUUCCUCUGGCUGCUCUUGCAGGCGCUCGUCGAGACCGUGUACAUCAUGAAAUACGGCUACCUCAAAGACGGUCAGAAGAAACCGCAGAAUUGGCUCGAGAUCGUACACCGCGAUCUAAAGCCAGGCAAUGUGUUCCUGGACCAGAGAGAUCCCGGGCAUUUCCCAAUGUACCCAAGGCCCAAAGUCGCUGACUAUGGCCUAUGCCUUCUCACUAACGCCGACGACCCCUGCAAUCCCAAGGUCACCACUGGCGGUGGCACUCCAGGCUACCAGCCACCUGAGACAAUCCGGUUCAUUGAUCCUGUGAACGAAAAACGGGUUGACGAUCACAACCAGAUCCUCUCACCUUGUAAUGUCUGGGGCAUCGGCGCAAUCCUCUACGCUCUCAUGACCCUCCAAUCCCUCGACGACGCCCCACCCCCGGAGCAUCAACUCCCCUACUGCACAACCGCCACCGCACCCGACUUCGGCCCCUUCACCUACGCCGUUGCCGGCGACGUGACAAAAAAAUGGGGUGCCGGCGCAUACACGAAGCCUCUCAUAGACAUCGUGCAAACGUGUCUGGACUUCGAUCCGGAGAAGAGGGGAAGCAUCGAGACUUGGAAGGAGACUAUUAAGGAUCAAAUCAAUCGGUAUCCGUAUUAUAGAUUGAAUGCUGGACAGCGGGUGGGGGAUGAUGUUACGCCGAAGUUGAGGACUUUGGAGGAGAGGGCGGCGUAUAGGGAUCAGAUGGUCUGUCCGCCGGUGUGGAGGGAUUCGGAGGGGAAUGUGGUGGAGGUUUAG
Messenger RNA from Fulvia fulva, 1974 nucleotides. RefSeq lists its product as uncharacterized. Gene Ontology annotation, molecular function: ATP binding; protein kinase activity. Bases 1 to 1974 code for a protein of 657 amino acids. The record is from RefSeq and is a predicted model, not a curated record. The transcript has 4 exons. Lineage: Eukaryota; Fungi; Ascomycota; Dothideomycetes; Mycosphaerellales; Mycosphaerellaceae. Gene Ontology annotation, biological process: protein phosphorylation.